This is a messenger RNA of Wasmannia auropunctata (little fire ant), 1082 nucleotides long. RefSeq names its product short-chain dehydrogenase/reductase family 16C member 6-like. The transcript is spliced from 7 exons. Gene Ontology annotation, molecular function: oxidoreductase activity, acting on the CH-OH group of donors, NAD or NADP as acceptor. Gene Ontology annotation, cellular component: lipid droplet. Lineage: Eukaryota; Metazoa; Arthropoda; Insecta; Hymenoptera; Formicidae. The coding region runs from base 1 to 906 and encodes 301 amino acids. The record is from RefSeq and is a predicted model, not a curated record.
AUGAAGAGAGCAGUUACACUUCGGGCGAGAAGCCAAAUAGCGGAAAAGGAACUUAAAGUACAAGAUGCAGCGUUUUUCCAAACGUUUUAUUUUGUUCUAGGCAUUGAAGAAACUGUUAAACUUGUCCGGGCGGCAGGAGGUACGUGUUAUGGCUACGUUUGCGACUUGUGCGAUCGGGCAGACAUAUAUAAAAAGGCUAAAAUUAUUAGGGAAGAAAUUGGCAAGGUGACGAUUCUUAUCAACAAUGCGGGCAUUGUCACGGGAAUGAAGUUUCUGGAUACUCCGGACAAACUUAUCAUUAGGACGAUGGAUGUUAAUGUCAUGAGCCACUUUUGGACUGUAAAGGCUUUUCUUCCAACGAUGUUGGAGGGCAAUAAAGGACAUAUUGUGAGUGUGGCCAGUUUAGCCGGUCAAUGCGGAAUUCCGAAAUUGGUAGACUAUUGUGCGUCCAAGUUUGCAGCAGUCGGAUUUGAUGAAGCCCUUCGAAUGGAACUUGAGUACGAAGGAUACGAUAUCAAUACCACAGUUGUGUGUCCUUAUUUCAUUCGCAGUACCGGCAUGUUCGAAGAUGUUCAAUCAAGAUACAUCCCGACUCUAAGUCCAAAUGCUGUAGCCGAUAGAAUAAUAACGGCAAUGAGAUGUAAUGAGAAAUAUGCCAUCAUUCCAGGCUACUUGCAAAUUCUACUUAGUUUAAGGUGGAUAUUCCCGUGGCCAUGUGUCGCAAUGUUUCUCCGUGGAUUGGUCAGAGACGCUUCACCGGACCAUGAAAAUAACAAGUCGUAUGCUGUUGAGGCUACGCCUGUUGCAGAAGAGGAAUGUACCAUACCGCCAUCAAAGGAUCAAAACGGCGGCGCCAUCCAUCAACAAUUAACUAGACGUAUCUCCAGCUCCGAAAGAAAGCCUUAAAUUUUCUUGUUCCGUCUUGGUUUGUAAGACCGAUUUAGAAUGUAUUUUGUCUCUUUCUAUUAUCUUCGCCUUGCGACCAGUACUGGCUCUUAUUAUUAUAGUCAUUCAAUAUAUGUUUCGGAUCUUUUACAUGAAAAAUUAUUUCGUUGGAUGGAAAAUAUAGAGCGUGAAAUAUA